Messenger RNA from Closterium sp. Naga37s-1, 12529 nucleotides. NCBI's taxonomy places the organism in Eukaryota, Viridiplantae, Streptophyta, Zygnematophyceae, Desmidiales, Closteriaceae. The record is from the annotation of a GenBank genome assembly.
CGCUUCUCCAGACGCAAACGGCGCGAAAAUAUCGUCACGAAGUCCUCUCGGCCAAUCGCCGCUUUAUCCUCAUGCUGUAUCCAACUCGUCGCACGAUCACGGUGGGGAGGAAACGGAUGCGGAAGAAGAUUCAAAACGUGGGUUUGGGAGCUACACGGAAAACCACCUGGCGGAGCAGAGGCAAGCAUACCCUUCGAGACAAACAGGAGGUCUUCAGGGGGAAGGCGACGGCAAUAAACAGAUCGAGAUUAGCAGCGGGGGAGAGGGACGUGUGGGGAAUGGUGGCAGAAUCGGCGAGGAGGCAGGCCGAGAUAAUAGGAACGGCAAGACACAGGAGUGCUAUGGGGGAGCAUUUUGGCGACAAAAAAGCGGUAACGCCUGGAAUGGCCUCGACUCCACCUUCCAGUACUUGGGAAAAGGUUGGCUCUGGGGCGAGUCGAGAGAAACCAGUAGGAAUGAAGGAGAUGGGGGCGACGGCGGUGAGGACAGCGAUGGUAAGGAGAGGGGAUGCGAGGAUGCGGCGUGCGGCGCCGGGAGAGGCGGUGGGGAGGUCGAGCCUGCGACGCGCUCGCUGCCGCACAUGGAUUUGAUACGAGAGGACGGCGACGACGAGGAUUUGAUACUAGCGAACGAGCUGGAGGAGAUCGAUAAGGAGGUCGUGCAAGACGUAUUCGACCGCGUGAGCUUCCUGCGGGACCAGGUGCAGCACUACCGCGCGCUGGGGGGCUUCGUGCUGCUGAUGGCGCUGUUCGUGGCAAUGGUGUAUCUGCAGGCCGACUCCUCCCGCACCUUCCAAGUCACCUCCGCCCACUCCGUCCUCAUCCCCACCAACUUCGCCCCAGAUUCGUCCAACCGCUUUGCAGGAGCGGGCGAGUUCUACUCGUGGCUCAACAACAGCAUCAUUCAGAAAUUCUGGCAAGACCCCCCAUGCGGAGACGGCACGUGCGAUCAACCUUUCGAGUUCCCCGCAUUCGGCCGCUUCGGCUGUGAGGCGGACUGCGGCACGUUCCCCAACCUCACCUCCGUCUCAAUCCAUUUCACGACGUCAUUUUCAUCAAAUGAGGCCCUGGCGUUGUCCGCAUGGAACCUGUGCAUGCAGAGCCCCAUCUCGCUCUGCUGGCACGCCCUCCCCCAGCCCUUCCCCGCGCUGCACGCCCAGUUCUCCCUCGCCCUCGACAUCCCCGACGGCCAAUGGGCGCUCCUCAUCACCGCGCCCAUGGGGGGCGUGCAGGGCGUGCUGCAGGCGCAGAAGCCGGGGUUGGCCCGGCUUGGAUCGGACAGAAGCGGUGUGGCGAUGACGAACAUGGGGUCGUCUAACAGUGUCACCAUUGCCGCGUUUGGCGGGUGCGCGGAUGGCGAGGGGUUUGGGUGGGGGAAUGCGUUGGCGGCAGCAGAGGCAGAGGCGCUGGACACGUGCAGAGAGGUGUGUGAGUCCGUGGCAGUGUGCCUGCAGUCCGCUUGUGGGCGGGAGGUGGCAACGAGGGAGGUGGCGGGCGCGUUUGUGGACUGCGUAAAGAUAUGCCGCGCAGCACCAGCCACCAUCCUCCCAUAUGACACCAUGUCAUGCCCCCAGAUAGCAGCAGAGGCCACCACCGUCUUUCCCAACUCCAUGUGCACAGACAAGGCUUCAUCUGCCCGCCGAAAAACAAGCGAUGACACGUAUAGGCAUGGCGGCGAGCAUGGCUACGAGCAUGGGCAUGGGCAUGGGCAUGGAUACGAGCACGGGCAUGCAUAUACUUCUUCGCAUGCUCGAGGGCUCGUGGAGGAGGUGCAUGGGACGAGGUACCGCUUCCACCAGAGCCGGCACCGUGCAGCGGACACACAUGCAGCGGCGGCAGAGGCAGCAGCAGCAGCUGCCGCACAUGGGGAUGGCAGUGCGCAUGACAGGCCUGUGCCAUCAUACCAUGCGACAUCGUACCAUUCGUCACAGCAUGGGCCAUCAUAUCAUGAUAGCUACCAUGGUUCAGCAGCCUACCAUGGGUCAGCAGCCUACCAUGGGUCAGCAGCCUACCAUGGUUCAGCGUUCCAUGCAUCAUCACUCCAAGGCCCGGAGCAGUACCAUGAGCAUGCGGCGCGUAGCCCCCAUGCCUCUUCUGCCUACCACAGCCAGGCCGCCAUGCAUGGGCUCUCCUCCUCUGCUGCCGCUGCCACCGACCUGGCAGCAGCAGGGGGAGCGGUGGGAGCGGUGGGGGUGGGAGGGGAGCGCAUGGUGCAGGCAGCUGAUCUAUCGGAAGAAACCCUUGACCUCCCGCAUCUCUCCACCGCGGCCAACGUGUGGACGCUCCUCGGCUCCACGGACGCGCAGCGAAUCAGGAACCUCCAGGUGGCGGUCUCACGGACGCUGUACACGAUGAUAAAGGACUCGUGCCUCGCGGGGCCGUACGCCAUGACGCUCACAGAGAGCUACCGCCGCAAGUUCACAGCCUUCCUCUGCACCAUCUUUGGCGGGCCCGCGGAGCAGCUGGAGCUGUGCCGCUUUAGAAACUCGACGGGGCAGCAGCUGGUGCAGGCAGAGGAGCUUUUCAGGCACCUCAAGAAGGUGCACCUGGGGGGCCGCCUGGUGAUCACAUCACAGCAGCUGCGGCGAUUCAUCGACAUCCUUAUUGCCGCCAUGCAGUCCGUCACCGCGCUCUCCCCCGACGCCCUGGCGGACCUCUCCUCCUUCUUCCACCGCCUGGACCCCACCAUCGUGAGCACCAGCACGGAGGGGUGCUCGCAGGGCGGCACGUGGCUGCAGUGGCGCGCGGGUGUGAAGCACAACACGACCAUCCAUGUGGGCGACAAGGUCACCUGGGUGUGGGAUGACGACCUCCCGCACUCCCUCAGAAUAUCGGGCAUGGGCGACGGGCCGAAGCCCUUCUUUGAGGGCUUUGGGGGCCACCGCCUGGCGCUGUCGCGGCGCUUCUUCUGCUCGCCCAUGAACGUGGGCGCCAAGGACGACUACGAUGACCCCGUGCCCUGCGUUGUUAAGCUCGCAUCGGACGUGAACACCACGUUCACAUACACCAAGGUGUUCUCCCGCCCGGGCGUGUACCUCUAUGAGAGUGGCAACGACGUCGCCUCCUCCUCCUCCUCCUCCUCCUCCUCCUCCUCCUCCUCCUCCUCCUCCUCCUCCUCCUCCUCCUCCUCCUCCUCCUCCUCCUCCUCCUCCUCCUCCAUGUCUGGGAUGAUCACCCAUGUGCCCGCAACGCUGAACCUGGGCCGGUCGCUGGUGACAAAUGUGCUCCUCGCUCCCCCCUCACCCCCCAACCACAUCCACCUGCAUCUCUCCCCUCCUACUCUCUCACCUUCGUUCUUCCCCUUCCUGCUGUGCAUCCCACCUCCGCCCUCCCUCCACUCGUCCCAUCCCUCCCCGCCACCAGACAUGGCGUUCCGCUGUGCGCCGGCAUGCUCGCUGCAGCUGAUAGCCAAUGGGGUGUGCAACCCCGAGUGCAACACGCCCACCUGCGCCUUUGACGGCGGUGACUGCGGGUGCAUCGACCCCGUCUUUGGCGUCGGCUUCUGCACCUGCCCUGCCGGCCAGGCCAGGCGCCACGAUGGAUCGUGCUGUGUGUCGGAUGCGGUGGGGGACAAUCUGAGCUACCCCUUCACACUGCAGCGCUACGGCCCCAACCUCUGGGAGAGCAACCGCGCCUUCGCUGCUGAGAGGAACGCGCCGCUCACCCGCUUUGUGGCGUCGCACAACAGGUUGCUCAUCGGCAUGUUCCUUCGCCAGCAGCGUUGGAGUGUCAAGACGUGCCAAAGCUCCGGGCUGCAUCACCUGGCGGGGUGGUGCAGCAACGGCACGUCACGGGAGCCCUUUGGGGUGAACGCGCACUACCUGCCCUCCUCCUCGCUCUUCAACCCCGUCGCUGCAGCCGCCACCACUGCCCCCCAGGCGCUGAACGCGUCUUCUCAGGAGCAGCUGGUGCUGAACCCGCAGGGACUGCCGUACGGCUUCGUGUACCCCGUGGAGGAGGAGGAGGGGUAUCCGUUGGUGUUUGACGUGAACCUGGCGUUCGAGGACGCCAUGAGCCGCCUGCAGUACCUGGCUGAUGGCUUCUAUAUCGACAACGCCACGCGCUCCAUCGAGGUCUCCUUCAUCACCCACAACGGCGAGAGCAGCACGUUUGUCCUCACGAGCGUCACAGCCGAGGUGGACACGGGCGGGGGGCUCGUCACGUCCUUCUCCUCGCUGCCCGUCUCCACCACCCUCUACCCGCCCACCCUCACCUCCGUGUUCCUGCUGCUGCUGCAAGCGGUGUACGUGUUGGCGCUGCUGUGGAACGGGGUGGAGGAGGCGGUGGAGCUGCGGGGGCGCAUGAAGAGAGAGGGGUCUGUUCUCAGCUACUUGCGCUCCGGAUGGAACUGGAUCGACAUGGCCUCUCUCCUCCUGCAGUGGCUCGCGCUCAUCACGUGGCUCGUGCUGUGGCGGGCCACAGAGGCCUUUGACGUGCAGCCGCGGUACGACAUCUACCACACGCUGCUGGAGAGGCCGCAGUACUGGGCCGUGCCGGACCCGCCGAUGGGGUUCAUGGCGGCCAUGGAUAGGUACUCAUCGCUGCAGGCGCUCAUCAACUGGCGCUCCUUCUACUUCGUGCUGCAGGGCGUCAAUCUCUUCUUCCUCAUGGUGCGCCUGCUCAAGCUCAUGGACUUCCAGCCCUAUCUGGGCGUCAUCACGCGCUCCCUCGCCCUCGCCAUGCCGUCGCUGCUGCACUUCUUCCUGCUCACAUUCAUCGUCUUCUUCUGCUUCGCUCUCUACGGCUACCUCGUCUUCGGUGGCAAAAUGGAGCAGUUUGCGACGCUGCCGGAAGCGCUGUUCACAUGUUUCCUGAUCAUCCUGAACGAGAACGCAACGGCCUAUUUCUUUGUGCACAUGCACGGGUGGGACCUGGUGGCGGGCAUGCUCUUCUUCAUCGCCUUCAUCCUCCUCCUCGUCUUCAUCCUCUUCAACUUCCUCAUCGCCAUCAUCGUCGACGCCUUCAUGACCAUCAAGGACUCGCAUGUGGUGGCGACAUCCAUAACGCACGACAUCGGCACCAUCCUGCGCUACCUCAUCAACCGCUGCCUCGGGCGCUUCUCCCCGUACAGUGACAUCAUGGGGCGGCUGGAGCAGCUGGGCGCGCGCAACAAGCAGCAGGAUGAGGCGCACAAGCGCAUGCAGCGCUACCAGUCCUUUAAACGCCGCGCCAAGUCAUGUCUUGGUGGGAAGGUCUGUGGGGGGGGUGCUGCGGAGGUUGAAAGAGCCAAGACGAUGGCGGCGAGUGGGGGGGGAGUGGUGGCGCCGCAGAGGGUGCUGCAGGUGAAGGGGCAGAGCAUUGAUGACAUCUCCCUUGCCAUGAUCCUGCAGCGCCGCCAUGCCCGGGAGGAUCCGUCAGCUUCCCUGCCCUCCCCAUCAUCCGCAUCCGUGCUGCAAAUCUCACCCGAGUCAGAGCAGCUGUCGCACGUGCUGCUGAGGCAGUUUGGUGACCACGUGGUGCGCGACUACAGCCGCCCGCAGCACAAGCCCAAGCAUGGGCUGCCACAGGUGCAGGAGGAGCUGGGGAAGGUGCGGGAAGCCAUGGACGAGCUUAAAGCCAUGGUGCUCGCGCUGCACUCCGCUGUCGCUGCAGGGGCGGGCGGAGCGGGGGUAGGGUUUGGAGGGGAGGGUAUGCUGCCUGCUGCUGCCGCUGGUGCGGCGGGUGUAGGUGGAAGUGCAGCUGGGGGAGCAGGGGGGCACUGCCCGCUGUUUUCUGCGUCGUCGUCGGCAGCAGCAGCGCUGGCGCGCUCUUCUUUCAGCACCACCUCCUCCUUUUCCACCGCCCAAGGCUGCUUCCUCUCCCCCAACUCCCUUGGCACACCCCUCGGCACCUCCCCUGCUAGGGACCCCUUCUCUUCCCCUGCUGCCUCCUCCCUCGCUGCCUCCAGCCCCUUCAUCCGUAACCCAUUCGCUGCUGGUAACCCACUCGUCGCCGGCCACCCGUUCGCGACUAAUAACCCGUUUGCUGGGGGUAACCCGUUUGGCACAGGCAGUCCGCAGCACCGCUCGCUGGUGCUGCAGCGGGGGGCAGCGAGGAGGGCAGGGAGUGCGGGGCGGGCGGGGCUGAGGGGGAGCAUGGGUCCUAGUAACUUGGGGCGGGGGAUCCAGGCGAGCAGGCAGGGGAAUGGGCUGAUGCUCUCGCGUGUGGAAACUACCCCGCUGCCCCACCGGCAUAGUCUUGACGGCGCUGCUUCGGGUCGUCAUGGCGGUUCUGGCGCCGAUUCCCAUGCUGAGAGCUCACAGCAGCCGACUGAUGAGAGUGCCGCUUUCGUUCAUGCCGAUACCAUGCCCAUGCCCCGAACCCGCACCUCUUCGUUCCCGUAUCCUGAACCCGAGCCUCGUGACGCACAGGCAGGUUCGGCGCAGGCUCCUGGGAGCAGUGAUGGAGAGAGUGCGGAUGGGGAUGGCAAGGGGAGUGCAAGUGGUGAGGAGCAGAGUGAUGAGCUGUCGCCGCUGACGAAAGCCGCCCGGCGCGUAUCAUUGUCAGAGAUGGAGGAGGAGGAUGGGGGGAGGAUGCGGAAGAGAGGGGGGGAUGGUGGCCGUGGGAUGGGUGCCAGUGGAGACGGUGCAAGUGGGUCGGUUCGGAAGAGUGUGGGGUUCCAUGAGGAACGAUUCCCAGCAGGCCCCGUUUUUCGUCUCUCAUUAGUAGCGGGGAUGGCGGAGGCGGUCGCGGUGCUGCGCGCGAAGAAGCAGGCGGAGAAGGAGGGGGAUGCCGGCGAGGCGUCGUUCCCGCGGUCGAAGAGUUUGCUGGACGAUAACUUCGACGCGUACCAGGCGGCCAACUACCGCAUGUGGGUUCGAUCCAAGUCCGACGAUACAUCCAGUCGCAAGAAAACGGGGUCUAGCACCCUCAAGACGCACAACCUAGAUUUCCUCGAUAGCCGCGGCAUAUUCACGCCGCAUAAUCCGGAGCUCUUGUCACGCCUCGCGUCAAGCUCGUCGGUCAAUCCGUCCAUCCCCGUCGACGAAGGCGGAGGGGGGGAAGGAUACGGCGGUGACGAGGAUUACGCGGGGAUCUGCGCGGAGAGCGGAGCGGAGGGGCGCGCACGCAACACGAGCGCCGACUGCACGAGUGGAACGGAUGGCGCAGAGGGCGGGGAGGGCGGAGAGGGAAAGGCGACCGCGGCGGGGGGUCCGCUGAAGCGCAGCAUGACGGAGGAUACGACGGGGGAGACCAUGGCGCGGAGUUCAGGGUCGCUGAAGGGCCUAGGAGCGGGUGACAGCCUGGCGCGGUCGUCGAGCGACGUGCUGCGCGACGCGGAGAUGGACGAGAUGGACCGCGAGGUGCUGCAAGAGGCGUUUGUGCGCGUGGUGGGGCUGCAGCAGCGCGUGCAGCACUACCGCGACCUGGGCGGGUUCGUGGUGCUCAUGGCGCUCUUCAUCACCAUCCUCUACCUCCAGGCCGACUCCUCAAGAAGCUACGAAAUCACCUCCGCGCAUGCAGUGCUCUUCCCCCCCGUAUGCGCCUCCCCCCGCCAUCUUCCGCCGUGCUCUUCCCCCCGUAUGCCCCCCCCGCACCCCCCGCCGAGCUCUUCUCGCCUCGCCCUCUUCUCUCGGUCGUCUCCCCUCACCCUCCGCCCUGCGUGUGUGUCUCCCUGCCCACCACGAGAGCAGGGCAUGCGUCAGGAUGCGUCCAACACUUUCAACAGCCCGGAUGACUUCUACAAUUGGCUCAACACCAGCAUCAUUCAGGUGCGUUCCCCGCCCUCUCCCAUUCGCCUCUGCCUUAUAGCUCCUCGUGCAAUUGGUGCGUGUUUCGUCCCGGAUAACCACGCCUACCUUCCGCCCAGCCCACCCACGCGGCAUCCCAGCUCUCCCUUCCCUUGUCUGCAGCUCGCACGCUCCUCACUCCCUCCUCCCCUCUCCCCGCCGCCCCUGCAGAGCCUCUGGGCGGACCCCACGUGUGGCACCGGCUUAUGCGAGCGCCCCUUCCAGUACCCGGCGUUUGGCCGCUUUGGCUGCGAAGCCGACUGCGGCAUCUUCCCCAACCUCACCUCCGUAGUCAUCCGCCUCUCCUCUCAGCUUGACACGCAGCAGGCAGCAGACGAAUCUUCCUGGAACCUCUGCAUGGUCAACCCGGUCUCCCUCUGCUGGUACGAGGAGUUCCAGCCAUUCCCUGUGGGCGACACGGAGGUAUCAGUAGCGUUGGACAUUCCGGACGGCGACUGGGUGGUGGUGCUCAACGCGCCCGCGGGGGGCAUCCGCGGCACCGUGCACGCGCCCCCUCCCGGCACGCGUCGCUUCUCCGUCGUCGGCGCCACCACGACUCUUGAGCUCGCCGCCUGGGGCUACUGCGAGCACGACGAUGACGUGGAUGCAGCCAAUCAGGCGCUGCCAAGUGGCGGCGCUGGUGGUUCUCCGCCUGAUGUCUGUCGUGAUACAUGUGCAAGGCUAGUGCUCUGCCUGCCAGCAACCUGUGGGCGGCCAUUCACGGAGAGGGAGGUGGCAGGGGCGUUCGUGGACUGUGCGCGCAUGUGCAUCGUUGCACCCUCCUCCGUCACCUCCUACGCCGACACUCCCUGCCCCAUGCCUGAGAUUGCAUCCCUCUUCUCCAACGUCCCCUGCAACGUUUCAGCGCUGCAGGUGGCGGUGUCGCGUGCUCUCUUCACCAUGGCCAAGGACCGCUGCCUGGCCGGCCGCGCGCCGGGAGCAGAGGCAAGGCUAGUAGCGGGAGCGAGCAACCACACACAGAGAGGGUUAGGCAGCGUGCGGUGGCGCAUGGUGGCGUGCCUGUGCAUGAUGCUGGGGGGCCCUGUGACGACUUUGGAAGAGUGCCGGUUCACGGAUGAAAGAGGGCAGCAGGUGGUGGAGGGUGGUGAGAUGCACGCAUACCUGCUCCGCACGCAUGUGAGCGGUGGGCGCGUGAUCUCAGCGCAGCACAUGCGGCGCUUCGUGCAGACCAUGGUGGCGGCGCUGCGCUCCGUGACGGCUAUCCCAGACGAGGCCGCUGCGCGCCUCAACACGGUCUUGCACGCCUUCGACGAUGCUGUUGUCACCUCAGACUCUGUCGGCUGCUCACAAGGUGCUCAUGCCCGGCACUUCUUUAAUCUUUUCUGUCUCCUUUCAGCAGGCGGGGCGUGGCUGCAGUGGCGGGCAGGCAUGUCGCACAACACGACCAUCCAUGUGGGCGACAAGGUCACGUGGGUGUGGGAUGACGACCUCCCUCACUCCAUCAGAGUGUCUGGGAUGGGAGAGGCAGGCGACCCGUUGUUCCUGGGCUUCGGAGGGAACCGCCUGGCCGUGUCACGGCAGAUGGCGUGCACUCCCAUGAACGUGGGCGCUGGGGACAUGCGUGACGAUCCCGUGCCGUGCGUGCUGAGUGAGUGCAAGUGCAAGUGCCAUGAAAUGGACGACGAGCCUGCGGGCACCUUUGCGUACAGCAAGGUGUUUGCCCAGCCAAUCACCAUUCACUAUGAGGACGGCACUGUGCCAGGCACGGUUGGGGACUCCCAAUCCUCCUCCGCCUCUCCUUCCUCCUCCACCACCCUCACCUCCAUGGCCAGUAGCAUUCUCACAGUGCUGCCUGCAAGGACUGGGGCGGAUGCUACUGCUGGUUUUGUGAAUACCACCACAAUCGUCACCAACGCCACAAACCCCACUGCUUCCAACAGCACGACCGCUCGCCCCACCAACACCAACACCGCGGCAACCUACGAGUGCUCGCCGAGGUGUCGGCUGCGGCGGCUGGCGAACGGGGUGUGCGAUGCGGCGUGCAACACGCCCGCGUGCGCCUUUGACGGCGGCGACUGCGCGUGUGUCGACCCGCUCUUUGGCCCCGGCAUCUGCCCCUGCCCGCCCGGCCACACCCGCCGCGACGACGGCUCGUGCUGUCUAUCCACGGCGGUGGGAGCCAAUCUCAACUUCCCCUUCUCACUGCAGCGCUACGGCCCCAACUACACCGAGAGCAACUACGUCUUUGCUGCUGAGAGGGGCUUUGCGGCCACACGCUACGUGUCUGGCCGCAACCGGUACGCCACCCCCUGCCUCCCUGCCUGCCCUGUUGGCCGCCCUGUUGGGCAACACACUUGUUUUGUGCAGCGCCUGCCUCUCCACCACCUCCUGAUGCUUCCUUUCAUCCCAUCCUCGCAGCAGCACAGCAUAUAUCCACCAGAGCCUUGGCUGACCACCACACUCAGCUUCACACUCUCCUCUUCCUUAUCCCACUCCUCCCCAUCCCCUCUCCCUUCUUCUCCGUGCCAGUGUGCUGAUCGGCAUGGUGCUGCAGCAGGAGCGGUGGGUCACGCAGCAGUGCAGCGGGCCGGGCUGCACCCGCCCUUCUCUCCCCCAAAACCCCCUACACGUCCCUGCCCUCUCCCCUCCCUCCUCUCUCCCCCCAGCCUGCUGCACCUGGCGGGGUGGUGCAGCAACGGCACGUCCACGGAGCCGUUUGGAGUGAACCCGCACUUCCUGCCCACGUCGGCCAUCUACGACAGCGCUGCCAGCGCCAACAUGAGCCAGCUCGACAACAACACCUUCGGCUUCAGAUUGCAGUUCAACCCACAGGGCCUCCCCUACGGCUUCAUCUACCCCUUGGUCAGCGAGACACUCACAUUCGUGCUCACAACUGUGAGGUGCACGGUGAACGGGGGCGGCAGCAUGGCAGUGAGCUUCAAGUCGCAGCCGGCAGCCAUGGCGAUGUACGAUGCAUCAGCGGACAACAUCGCACGGCUGGUGCUGGAGGUGGUGUAUCUGGUGGGGCUGCUCUGGAAUGUGUGUGGCGAGCUGCAGGAGAUGGCCGACCGCGCUGCCACCCAUGGCUCUGUGCUCAGCUAUUUUGAGCAAGCAUGGAACUGGAUCGACAUGCUCUCUCUCUCGCUGCAAGCUAUCGCCGUUGUUCUCUGGGUGGUGCUGUGGCGGUACGUGAGCACGUUUGACAUGCAGCCACGGUACAACAUCUACUACUCGCUGUUUGAGAUGCCACGCUACUGGGCCGUGCCCAACCCGCCCACGGGCUUCAUCAGCGCCAUUCAAGCUUUUGCUGAUCUGCGCAACAUCAUCAACCUCCGUGCCGUCUACUUCGCCCUCCAAGGCAUCAAUGUUUUCUUCAUGAUGAUUCGCCUACUCAAGGUGAUGGAUUUCCAGCCUUACCUUGGGGUCAUCACUCGCUCCCUCAGCCUCGCCACGCCCUCCCUGCUGCACUUCUUCCUGCUCUCCUUUACGGUCUUCUUCUGCUUCAGCAUGUAUGGCUACCUCGUCUUCGGAGGCGCAAUGGAGCUGUUCUCCACAGUACUCAACUCCAUGUUCUCCCUCUUCCUACUACUCAUCAACGACAACGGGUCGGCCUACUUCCUGCAGCGCCUGGAAUCGUGGGACCUGAUAGCAGCGAUGCUCUUCUUCUUCAUGUUCAUCGUCUUCAUGGUCUUCAUCCUCCUCAACUUCCUCAUCGCCAUCAUCGUUGAUGCCUUCAUGAGCGUCAAGGACAGCGACGUGGUUGCUACCUCCAUAGCCGCGGACCUCGCUCACAUAUUCAAGUACAAAUGGAAUUGCUGGCGCGGCCGGUACUUGCCGUACCAAGUCAUUCUCGACCGCCUUGUGGAUCUGGGGGCCAAGGACACCCGCAUUAAAGAGGACAACCCUCGGAUGCGCCGCUUCAAGUCCAUCCAACGGCGGGUAGGCUUAAUGCUCUCUGGCGCGCGAGGCAGCGCCCACAAGGCGGCGCACUUUGCCGGGUCAGACAACCAGCCCGCCUUCCCCUCCGCCGUCAGCGAGUCUCGGGUGCGGAAGCAGCACGUGCUGACAGUGAGGGAGAAGCGCAUCGACGCCAUCUCGCUCGCCAUGAUCCUGCAGCGCCGCCACGACGAAAGGGCUAGCAGGGCCCGCCAAUCUUCCUCAUCCAAGGCGGCACCGCGUUUCUCCUCGUCCCGGUGUGAGAACGGAUCAAUGUGCGGGCCUGCCACCUGGGCUCCUGACGAGGAGCGGCUGGAGCAGCUGUCGCAGGCGGUGGUUCUGCAGUGCGGCGAGGUGGUGAAGCAGGCCGCCCUGCCCGUCAAGAAGCCCGUGCAGAAACUCAGCCUCAACCACGUGCAGGAGGAGGUGGUGCGGUGCCAGGCAGGGGUGGAGGAGCUGAGGGGCAUGAUGGCGGACAUGCAGAGCGACAUGCGUGCCAUGAUGGCGCUGCUCGACCGCGCCUUACCCUCCUUACGCGCCCAGGGCCCUCUCGUUCCCCGCUCGUUAUCACCCCUGCCCGGGCAGCUACCGCUGGUGCAGCUACCGCUGGUGCAGCAACCGCUGGUGCAGCAACCCCUGGUGCAGCAACCCCUGGUGCAGCAACCCCUGGUGCAGCCGUGUCUGAAAGUGCGGCAAUUAGAAGAGGAGGGCGAGGGGCUGGGGGAAGAGGCGGGUGGGAUGGGCGUGGGGGAAGGAGCAAGUGGGAAUGGGAGAGUGGUAGGGAGCAGCAGAUCCCCAUCGUCGAAGCGAGGGUCGGGGAGACGGGUGGUGUUCCAAGAUGAGGCAGUGGAGGGCGGUGAGGGUGGUGUGGGCACAGACGAGUCAUGUCAACAGCCGUUGAUUGGAAACCCAAGGGACCAUUGA